This is a messenger RNA of Acomys russatus (golden spiny mouse), 2045 nucleotides long. It is a transcript of the gene Tmem135, whose product is annotated as transmembrane protein 135. Lineage: Eukaryota; Metazoa; Chordata; Mammalia; Rodentia; Muridae. The coding region runs from base 197 to 1573 and encodes 458 amino acids. The transcript has 15 exons. The record is from RefSeq and is a predicted model, not a curated record.
CGUCCCGCCCCCUCGCGCUGCCAUACGCGGGCGGGCCAACAUCCGAGGACUCUGGCCUCGAGUAACCCGCUCCCUUGACCUUUCCGCACCCCACACGCCGAAGCCGGAGCGGCGUCUGCCCGGUCGUUGCGUGUCCGCCGCCCACGCCGAGCCCCGCAGCCCCCUAACCACGCGCAGCUGCAGCCCGCCGCUCGUCAUGGCGGCCCUCAGCAAGUCCAUCCCUCAUAGCUGUUACGAGAUCGGCCACACUUGGCACCCCUCCUGCCGGGUCUCCUUCCUGCAGAUCACUUGGGGAGCCCUGGAGGAGUCCCUCAAGAUCUACGCACCCCUGUACCUGAUUGCAGCUGUUCUCCGGAAGCGGAAGCUGGAGUAUUACCUGUACAAGUUGCUCCCUGAGAUCCUCCAGUCCGCCUCCUUCCUGACUGCUAAUGGCGCCUUGUACAUUACUUUCUUUUGCGUUUUAAGGAAGAUACUUGGAAAAUUCUACUCAUGGACUCCCGGCUUUGGUGCUGCUCUACCAGCCUCAUACGUGGCCAUUCUAAUUGAAAGGAAAAGCAGGAGAGGGCUGCUCACAAUUUAUAUGGCCAACUUGGCCACAGAAACACUGUUUAGAAUGGGUGUUGCAAGAGGAACCAUCACAACAUUAAGAAACGGAGAAGUCCUUUUGUUCUGCAUCACAGCGGCCAUGUACAUGUUCUUUUUCAGGUGCAAGGAUGGUUUGAAAGGCUUUACGUUUUCUGCACUUAGGUUUAUUGUAGGGAAGGAAGAAAUCCCCACACAUUCUUACUCCCCAGAGACAGCGUAUGCGAAAGUGGAACAGAAGAAGGAGAAGCACAGGGGAAAGCCAAAAGGAAUGAACAUAGUCGCCCUGGUCAGGAGGCUGGUGGACUCCAUAUGCAAGCAUGGACCAAGGCAUAGAUGCUGCAAGCAUUAUGAAGACAACUGCAUCUCCUACUGCAUUAAAGGUUUCAUCAGAAUGUUCAGCGUGGGCUACUUGAUCCAGUGCUGCCUCCGGAUCCCCUCUGCAUUCAGGCAUCUGUUUACAGAACCAUCCCGGCUCCUCUCUCUCUUCUACAACAAAGAAAACUUCCAACUGGGGGCUUUUCUUGGAUCUUUUGUUAGUAUAUACAAGGGUACAAGUUGUUUCCUCCGCUGGAUCAGGAACCUGGAUGAUGAGCUGCACGCUAUUGUGGCCGGGUUUUUGGCAGGUGUAUCAAUGAUGUUUUAUAAAAGCACAACAAUUUCCAUGUACCUAGCUUCCAAACUGGUAGAGACAAUGUAUUUCAAGGGCAUCGAAGCUGGAAAGGUUCCCUAUUUUCCUCAAGCAGAUACUAUCAUCUAUUCCAUCUCUACAGCAAUCUGUUUCCAUGCAGCUGUUAUGGAAGUUCAGAACUUGCGACCAUCUUACUGGAAGUUCCUUUUAAGGCUCACCAAGGGCAGGUUUGCGCUCAUGAACCGGAAAGUCCUGGAUGUGUUUGGCACUGGUGCGUCUAGAGAAUUUCACAAUUUCAUCCCCAGACUAGACCCACGGUACACAGUGGUCACCCCGGAGCUGCCCAUAGACUUUUCCUGAAGAUGACUGUAACUUAUUGACUGAGCACCAUUUUCUCCUGAAGAGUCAAUUAUGUUCAACACAGAAGGGGCCCAAGCUGAACCUCAGUGUUACUUCAACGAGAGAUGCUUUUUCUUUCUUUCCGUAUCAAUCAGAAAUACAGAAGCUUUUUAGAAAGGCGUUGCUUAAUAAUUAAGCUUCCUCUGUAGCCAGAAUCUCAUUCUGGAUCAUGUAGUGUUGACAUUAUGAUAUAUUGUUGAUUAAAUUAUGUCCACAAAGAAUAUUGAAUAAUCUAUGUAGAAAUAUAAUAAUAAGAGUAUACUUAAAAUUACUUUAAAAGAUGUCUUUUGUUCAUUCCAAUAGAAUUCUUGGUCAAAGCUAAGAAUAUUUCUACACGUUAGGAUUUACAAAGGAUCACGGGUACAUGGAUUCGGGCUGUGAUUUUUAAGCUAUUGAAUGGAUUUCUUUAGCUAUGGUGUGUUGGAAAUGUGCA